This is a messenger RNA of Equus caballus (horse), 2827 nucleotides long. RefSeq names its product BTB domain containing 17 (gene BTBD17). Gene Ontology annotation, molecular function: protein binding. The record is from RefSeq and is a predicted model, not a curated record. NCBI's taxonomy places the organism in Eukaryota, Metazoa, Chordata, Mammalia, Perissodactyla, Equidae.
CUCUCUCUGUUCCCUCGGUUUUAGAACACUCCUCUGCACUAACUCAACGAGACUGCGACCUAGCUCUCUGCCUUAGUUUCUCCUAGUGUCAAGGUGGGCACCAGGUCUGCUGUGUGUCUCCUUGGAACUCUGGGAAGGGAAAAAUUACAGUUGGAAGUUGGAAAGAAGCUAUAAAAGCAGCCUUCCAGCGAGGUGAACCUAGAGACCUGAGGCCACUUGAGAAGGGGAAUUAAAGGAAGGAAGUGAUGGGGCAGCCAGGUGCCCACCUCAGCAUCUCCAGUCUCCACCCCCAGGUUUGGGCUGGCUGUGCAGGGGGCUGGGCUGCCUGUUGAGGGCCCAUGCAGCAGUGCACUGAGGAGCGUCCAUCUGCUCUGUGCCCAGCCCUGCCAUCUUGGUUCACUUUGACCCUGGGGCGGGCCGCGGUCACAGUCACCUUGGAGCCUCCCUAAAGGCCUAUCACCCUCCGCAGAGCAUGCCGGGAACAUUCUUUAACAAAGAGCAUGAAAACCCCAUGUUACCCCACGGGCCCCUAUCCAAGACUUUUGCCCUCUUCGCUGGAGAGCCAGCCCACCCCAAAAUGGGAGAGGGGGAGGGGUAGGAGCCUAAGCUGCCUCUCCCCUCUCCUCUUCCAGGCCCUUCCUUUGCAGCCGGCUCGCCAUGGCACUCCAGCCAGGAUGCUGCCAAGCGUGCUCCGUGCCAGGGCGGAGGCUGCGCCUGGGGAUUGGGGGAAGGGGGUGGGGACCCUCUGGGCUGGCGGCUGCCAAGGGUCCUGGAGCCCCUUGCCUGCCCUUUGGAGGGCCUAAAACUUCCCAGGAGAGGAAUGACUAGCUCUGCUGGGUGGUAGGCGAUGUGGGGGAGGGUGCCGGAUCUGUCCCCCUCGGGGGCCCUCAGGCAGCACAAUAGCCCCUGGGGCUGCCACUCUCUGGCUUAAGUGGUUGCCCGGGCAACAGCUGGGGCCAGCUUCCACCAAUCCAUGGCAGAGGCUUGGUGGGGGGAGGGAAGCCAGCUGGGAAGGGGGUGCUCUCCCCUUGCUGGAUCCUAUAUAAGGAGGAGAGAUGUGAGCGGAGUGGUCUGGGCUUCGCUGUCCUUCCAGCAGACUCGGAGCUGGGGCACAAAGAUGCUUAGGCUGGGCUAUGCCAAGCCUGGGUCCUGGGGCAGCUUCUGGGCCAUCCUGACCUUGGUGGGCCUGGCCACUCGUGCAGCCCAGAAAGCUGACGGUGGCGGGGAGGCAGCGGGCACCUCCAUCAACCACUCCCAGAUGCUGCUCCAACGCUUGCAGGAGCUGCUGAGGCAGGGCAAUGCCAGCGACGUGGUUCUGCGGGUGCAGGCUGCAGGCACCGACGAGGUCCGAGUCUUCCACGCCCACCGCCUGCUGCUGGGACUGCACAGUGAGCUGUUCCGGGAGCUGCUGAGUAACCAGAGCGAGGUGGUGCUGGUGGAGCCCCGGGACUGCGCCGCCGUCUUUGACAAGUUCAUCAGGUACCUCUACUGCGGUGAGCUGACCGUGCUGCUGGCUCAGGCCAUCCCCCUGCACAGGCUGGCCACCAAGUACGGCGUGGCGUCCCUGCAGCGGGGCGUGGCCGACUACAUGCGCGCGCACCUGGCAGGCGGCGCGGGCCCGGCGGUGGGCUGGUACCACUAUGCGGUGAGCACCGGCGACGAGGCCCUGCGCGAGAGCUGCCUGCAGUUCCUGGCCUGGAACCUGUCGGCCGUGGCGGGGAGCGCCGAGUGGGGCGCCGUGAGCCCCGAGCUGCUGGCGCAGCUCCUGCCGCGCUCGGACCUGGUGCUGCAGGACGAGCUGGAGCUGUUCCACGCGCUGGAGGCGUGGCUGGGCCGCGCGCGGCCGCCCCCCGCCGUGGCCGAGCGGGCGCUGCGCGCCAUCCGCUACCCCAUGAUCCCGCCGGCGCAGCUGUUCCAGCUGCAGGCGCGCUCGGCCGCCCUAGCGCGCCACGGCGACGCGGUGGCCGACCUCCUGCUGCAGGCCUACCAGUUCCACGCCGCCUCGCCGCUGCACUACGCCAAGUUCUUCGACCUCAAUGGCAGCGCCUUCCUGCCCCGCAACUACCUCGCGCCCGCCUGGGGCGCCCCGUGGGUCAUCAACAACCCGGCCCGCGACGACCGCAGCACCAGCUUCCAGACGCAGCUGGGCCCGAGCGGCCACGACUCGGGUCGCCGGGUCACUUGGAAUGUGCUCUUCUCGCCGCGCUGGCUGCCCGUCAGCCUGCGGCCCGUCUACGCGGACGCCGCGGGCACCGCGCUGCCCGCCGCGCGUCCCGAGGAUGGCCGGCCGCGGCUCGUGGUCACGCCGGCCAGCAGCGGCGGCGACGCGGCGGGCGUGAGCUUCCAGAAGACGGUGCUGGUGGGGGCGCGCCAGCACGGCCGCCUGCUGGUGCGCCACGCCUACAGCUUCCACCAGAGCAGCGAGGAGGCGGGCGACUUCCUGGCGCACGCAGACCUGCAGCGGCGCAACUCCGAGUACCUGGUGGAGAACGCCCUGCACCUCCACCUCAUCGUCAAGCCCGUCUACCACACCCUCAUCCGGACCCCCAAGUAGACGAGGGGGGCCGGGGGCCGGGGCGGGGCGGGGGGAGCUCGGACGCCUCCGGGCUGGGGAAUAAAGGUGUGGCAUAGAUGGCCUGGGAGGAGCCGGUGGAGUAGAGGUGCCUACGCUGGCCUCCAGGUUGGCCAGGCACUGGCGACGUCGGAGUUGGGUGGAAUCCAAGCGAGGGGCGCUAGACCAGAUGUCUGCUUUCAGGACGAGAUUUCGCGGCUGAUUUGAAGGCAACGCUCUUGGUUGAAUAAAGCGAUGCUCGCAGAGACCGGGGGA